Papaver somniferum (opium poppy) is the source of this 3151-nucleotide messenger RNA. Its product is annotated as aconitate hydratase 1. The transcript has 20 exons. Gene Ontology annotation, biological process: citrate metabolic process; tricarboxylic acid cycle. The record is from RefSeq and is a predicted model, not a curated record. Gene Ontology annotation, molecular function: aconitate hydratase activity; 4 iron, 4 sulfur cluster binding. Lineage: Eukaryota; Viridiplantae; Streptophyta; Magnoliopsida; Ranunculales; Papaveraceae. Bases 179 to 2881 code for a protein of 900 amino acids. Gene Ontology annotation, cellular component: cytosol; mitochondrion.
AAUUGUCCCCCACUCACUCUCCUAGGAGUAAUAAAAAGUUCCUCCAGCAGUCACACGCCCCUCACCAAACAUUUCGCACUAAACACAACCAUCACUUCAACUAAUACUUAUUCAGUAUCUAAAAACCCUAUCUCCCAGAUCUCUUCCUUGUCACUUCUCGAUCCUCUCGACUGUAAACAUGGCUUCUAAGAAUGUUUAUGAAAGUAUAUUGAAAACACUGGAGAAACCUGGAGGUGGUGAAUUCGGAAAGUAUUAUAGUUUACCAGCUCUUAAUGAUCCCAGGAUUGAUAAACUUCCAUACUCGAUCAAGAUUCUACUUGAAUCUGCGAUUAGGAACUGUGAUGAGUUUCAAGUGACACAGAAAGAUGUGGAGAAGAUUAUUGACUGGGAGAAUACAUCUCCUAAACAGGUCGAGAUUCCGUUUAAACCAGCUCGUGUGCUUCUCCAGGAUUUUACUGGUGUUCCUGCUGUGGUUGAUUUAGCCUGCAUGAGAGAUGCCAUGAACAGACUCGGCAGUGAUUCCAAUAAGAUCAAUCCUUUGGUUCCCGUAGAUCUCGUCAUUGAUCACUCAGUGCAGGUGGACCUUGCUAGAUCAGAUAAUGCUGUGCAGCGUAAUAUGGAACUCGAGUUUCAACGCAACAAAGAAAGAUUUGGUUUUCUUAAGUGGGGUUCCAAUGCAUUCCAUAACAUGCUUGUUGUUCCUCCAGGCUCUGGGAUAGUUCACCAGGUGAAUCUAGAGUACCUUGGUCGAGUUGUCUUUAAUACAGGGGGCGUGCUUUACCCCGACAGUGUUGUUGGAACUGAUUCUCACACGACUAUGAUAGAUGGGUUGGGUGUUGCUGGUUGGGGAGUUGGUGGAAUCGAAGCAGAAGCUACAAUGCUUGGGCAGCCAAUGAGCAUGGUCCUGCCUGGUGUUGUUGGGUUUAAAUUAGUGGGAAAGUUGAAGGAUGGUGUAACAGCCACUGAUUUGGUUUUGACCGUAACCCAAAUGCUUCGUAAACAUGGAGUUGUUGGGAAGUUUGUGGAAUUUUAUGGCGAAGGCAUGAGUGAACUUUCACUUGCUGACCGAGCCACUAUUGCAAACAUGUCACCUGAAUAUGGUGCAACCAUGGGUUUUUUCCCCGUGGAUCAUGUCACUUUGCAAUACCUGAAGCUGACUGGCAGAACUGAUGAAACUGUCUCUAUGAUAGAGUCAUACCUACGGGCAAAUAGGAUGUUUGUGGACUACAGCGAGCCCCAGAUUGAAAGGGUGUACUCAGCUUAUCUGUCUUUGAACCUUGAGGAUGUAGAACCUUGUGUAUCAGGACCAAAGAGGCCUCAUGACCGAGUACCCUUGAAAGACAUGAAAGCUGACUGGCAUGCUUGCCUAGACAAUAAAGUUGGAUUCAAGGGAUUUGCCGUACCAAAAGAAUCUCAAAGUAAAGAGGUCGAAUUUUCAUUCAAAGGGACGCCAGCAAAGAUCAAACACGGUGAUGUUGUUAUAGCAGCUAUUACUAGUUGCACGAAUACCUCAAAUCCUAGUGUAAUGCUUGGAGCUGCCCUGGUCGCGAAAAAGGCUUGUGAAUUGGGAUUAGAGGUGAAGCCAUGGGUCAAGACAAGUCUUGCACCAGGUUCUGGAGUUGUUAAAAAGUAUUUGGAUAAAAGUGGACUGCAGCCAUAUUUGAAUCAGCUGGGUUUUAAUAUUGUUGGGUAUGGAUGUACUACCUGCAUUGGAAAUUCCGGAGAUCUUGAUGAAUCAGUGGCCGCUGCAAUUGCUGAAAAUGACGUAGUGGCAGCAGCUGUUCUCUCUGGAAAUAGGAAUUUUGAGGGUCGUGUACAUCCAUUAACUAGAGCAAAUUAUCUUGCUUCUCCUCCUCUUGUCGUUGCGUAUGCCCUUGCUGGCACGGUUAACAUUGACUUUGAUAAAGAACCCAUUGGGACGAGUAAAGAUGGGAAGGAUAUAUAUUUCAGGGAUAUUUGGCCAUCAAAUGAAGAAAUAGCUGAUGUUGUGCAAUCUAGUGUGUUGCCAGACAUGUUCAGGGGUACAUAUCAAGCAAUCACCAAAGGGAAUCCCAUCUGGAAUGAGUUAUCAGUUCCCUCUGGAACUCUCUACUCCUGGGACCCAACAUCAACUUACAUACACGAGCCUCCAUAUUUCAAGGACAUGACUAUGUCCCCUCCUGGACCCCAUGGAGUAAAGAAUGCAUACUGCUUACUCAACUUUGGGGAUAGUAUUACAACUGAUCAUAUAUCUCCAGCUGGAAGCAUCCAUAAAGACAGUCCUGCAGCCAAGUACCUCAUGGAACGUGGGGUUGAUAGAAGAGACUUCAACUCUUAUGGAAGUCGUCGUGGUAACGACGAGAUCAUGGCUAGAGGAACUUUUGCCAAUAUUCGCAUUGUCAACAAACAUUUAAAGGGAGAAGUUGGACCCAAAACGGUUCAUGUACCAUCAGGAGAGAAACUAUCUGUUUACGAUGCUGCCAUGAAGUAUAAGAAUGACGGACACGACACAAUUAUCUUGGCUGGUGCUGAGUAUGGAAGUGGAAGCUCACGUGAUUGGGCUGCUAAGGGUCCAAUGCUUUUGGGUGUGAAAGCAGUUAUUGCUAAGAGUUUCGAGAGGAUUCACCGUAGUAACCUGGUAGGGAUGGGUAUAAUUCCACUUUGUUUCAAGGCAGGCGAAGAUGCCGAGACUCUUGGCUUGACUGGUCAUGAACGCUACAAUAUUGAUCUCCCAAGUAGUGUGAGUGAGAUCAAACCCGGACAAGAUGUUGUUGUUGUCACUGAUAAUGGAAAGUCGUUCACAUGCACUGCCCGAUUUGACACAGAGGUGGAACUUGCAUACUUCGACCACGGGGGUAUUCUACCCUAUGUCAUCAGGAACUUGAUUAAUGCCAAGCAUUAGAGAUUUAAAUUGUGGUUACCCAUGGGUGAACACGUUGUUUUCAGCCAAAUUAUUGGUAUGCGAAUCCCUUGAUUUGUCUGGAAAAAAAAAUGGUUUGCGUCUUGUUAGCCCAGGCUUGGGCACCCAACAAGAAACAAAUUAAGUAAUAAAAUAGCAAGCUAGAGCGAGGAAAGGUGGUGAUUUAGCUGUUUGAUUUUCAAGUGUAUCAUUUUUUAUACUGUACCAUAAGUUCCACUAUUAAUCAAUUCAGACUUUUCAUUUAUGUAGAAA